Pseudopodoces humilis (Tibetan ground-tit) is the source of this 1503-nucleotide messenger RNA. RefSeq names its product ankyrin repeat family A member 2 (gene ANKRA2). Gene Ontology annotation, molecular function: protein binding. The record is from RefSeq and is a predicted model, not a curated record. Gene Ontology annotation, cellular component: nucleus. Gene Ontology annotation, biological process: regulation of gene expression. NCBI's taxonomy places the organism in Eukaryota, Metazoa, Chordata, Aves, Passeriformes, Paridae.
GCGGCGGCGGCUGGAAGCUGAGGUGAAGCUGGACUCGGACCCGAACCGUGCGGGCGUCCCUCCCUCGGGCCUGUCCUCACGAACUGUCUCCAGAGAGAGGGGACAGCUGUAGGCGUGCCGGGAGCUGCGCGAAACGCGGCCCCACCCGAAGCUUCCCACGGUAUUGUGAGCAAGCCGCGGGUGUUCUGUUGCAGAUUGUCCGUAAAAUUUGGCUUGGCUGGCCAGAAUUGCUCCUGGCUGGAAACAAUGAAGCAUUAUUUUGCAUGAAACUUGUACAGGACUGAGAUCAUGGCAUCUUCAACAAACUUAGAUGUCGGUGCCCAGUUAAUUGUGGAAGAAUGUACCACAAACUACAGCCUUCCACCUAUGCCAGACAUUAAAGUGGAGCAUCAGCUUGACACCAGCACAGAGGAAGGCCCAGCUCAGAGUGUCACCAUGGGGAUGAAAUUCAUUUUGCCCAAUAGAUUUGAUAUGAAUGUCUGCUCACGGUUUGUGAAGUCUUUGAAUGAGGAGGACAGUAAAAAUAUUCAAGAUCAAGUCAACUCUGACCUUGAAGUUGCAUCUGUCUUAUUUAAAGCUGAAUGCAACAGCCACACUUCUCCUUCCCCUGGUAUCCAAGUAAGACAUGUUUAUACUCCAUCAACUACUAAGCAUUUCUCACCAAUAAAACAGUCAACUACACUAACCAACAAACACAGGGGAAAUGAAGUCUCUACAACACCUCUACUUGUAAACUCUUUAUCAGUUCAUCAGCUGGCUGCUCAGGGAGAAAUGCUGUAUCUGGCCACACGUAUUGAACAAGAAAAUUUAAUCAAUCAUAAGGAUGAAGAAGGAUUUACCCCUCUGAUGUGGGCUGCAGCUCAUGGACAGAUAGCAGUAGUGGAAUUUCUCCUCCAGAAUGGUGCAGAUCCUCAGAUUCUGGGGAAGGGGCGAGAAAGUGCCCUCUCACUGGCCUGCAGUAAAGGAUACACAGAUAUUGUCAAAAUGCUGCUUGACUGUGGAGUUGAUGUCAAUGAGUAUGACUGGAAUGGAGGCACACCCUUGCUAUAUGCAGUACAUGGGAACCAUGUGAAAUGUGUAAAAAUUCUUCUCGAAAGUGGUGCUGAUCCAACUAUUGAAACAGACGCCGGUUAUAAUUCCAUGGAUUUGGCUGUAGCCUUGGGCUAUCGGAGUGUUCAGCAGGUUAUUGAGUCUCAUUUAUUAAAGCUGCUUCAAAAUAUCAAGGAAUAACAGUUGGCUCUUCUGCAGGUGCCACAUCUUGGCUUGGAGAUUGUAACUGCUGUUUAGCUCUAAUCGGUGACAAGAGUUGGUUGUUUUGUAACUUUACCUCAGUGCCACUACUUGCUGGCAUUAAUUAAGCUUUUUAGUUCUUCCUCUUCUUUCAGUGUUGUUAAUAAAAAUGUGCAAUGUCAUCCUUUUCUUAAGUAUAUUUUAUAUAAUUUUAGAAAUGUCAGUUGUUGUGCAUGAAAAACUUUGUAAAUAAACUCAGUUUUGACCAUCUAA